CCAGUGGUGGGGGCCAUGUACCGACUCAGUUCCCUGCGCCGCCACUUGGACAGCAAGACCAACCAGUACCCUCGUAGAGACCGUGACAAGCCCAUGGGGCAGGAACUGAGUGCGGCGCGAGGUCCGCGUCCCCCGCCGCAGGAGGCCGAGGGCGGCGGGGCCGGGCCUCGUCUCGAGGACGAGGACGAGCUCCUCUCCCGAUAUUCAUCGAGGAACAGGAUACUCCCUACCCGCCAAGACCGAGAUGACGCCGCUUGUUCAGGGAAGAAGGGCGCGGCGACCCCUACAGAAGGGGUGGUGGGGACAGUCUUCCGGCCCAUCAACGGCACCCCUGCCCCGUCGCUGCAGCCGGCCGCCCCUGCCGUGGCCGCCCCUGCCACGCCCACGCCCAUCACAGCCGCCCCACACCCGCCCGCACCCAACCAGUCCGUGGGUGGUGGCGGAGGAGGCUCCAUAACGUCAUCCCAUAGCGUGAUAUUCCCGCAGAAGGACUCGUCGGGUAGCGGACGGAGCCGCAGCAAGGAGUCCUCAGGCAGCAAGAAGGACUCCCGCGACCCCGGCAAGGACCCCUUCAACUUCAUCAACAUCAAGAGGGACUCGAGCACGCCCGACAUCAGUCUCCACGCCCGGGACUCCAUCCAGUCACGCCCACCCAAGUCCAACUCCAUCAACCCUCUAGUUAUGCCACGCGACAAGCCCGUCGACAAGCCCUUUGAAGUCAAAGAGUUCCUCGAAAAGGCGAAAGAAGAAUUCGAAGAAAAAUGGAAAAGUCCCACAAAGUAUGUGUUAUGCUACAUAAUAAUACCUGCCCGCGUGCUCUUGAUUAUCCAGUGUACAAAAUGUUGUAGCCGAGAUGUAAUACAGUUUUGUUUGUUGCAGGUGGUUAAGUUGAAACAGGUGGAACACACGCUGAACGAGAAGCGCAUAUUGCAAGCCAUCACCUUCCCCUUCCUCGUCUCCUUAGAGUUCCAUUUCAAGGAUAAUUCCAAUUUGUACAUGGUGUUGGAGUACGUGCCGGGUGGCGAGAUGUUCUCUCAUCUCAGAAAGAUUGGCAGGUUUAGUGAGCCUCACUCUCGGUUCUAUGCGGCCCAGAUCGUGCUAGCAUUUGAAUACCUCCACUACCUUGAUCUCAUAUACAGAGAUCUCAAACCAGAGAACCUACUUAUAGACAGCCAAGGAUACCUCAAGGUGACAGACUUUGGGUUUGCCAAGCGAGUCAAGGGACGAACGUGGACGCUGUGUGGAACCCCAGAGUACCUAGCCCCAGAGAUAAUUCUUUCUAAGGGCUACAAUAAGGCAGUGGACUGGUGGGCCUUGGGUGUCUUGGUCUAUGAAAUGGCUGCUGGCUACCCUCCGUUCUUUGCUGACCAACCCAUCCAGAUAUAUGAAAAGAUUGUCUCGGGAAAGGUGCGGUUCCCAGGUCAUUUCUCUUCUGAUUUGAAGGACCUACUAAGGAACCUCCUACAAGUUGAUCUAACUAAGCGGUAUGGAAACUUGAAGAAUGCUGUAAACGACAUUAAGAAUCACAAGUGGUUCGCAUCGACAGAUUGGAUCGCUGUAUAUCAGAGGAAGGUUGAAGCUCCAUUUAUACCUAAAUGCAAAGGACCUGGAGAUACUAGCAACUUUGACGACUAUGAAGAAGAAGCCCUUCGUAUCUCCUCCACAGAAAAAUGUGCCAAGGAGUUUGCCGAGUUUUAGAGGCCUUUUGCAGUGUCUAGAGGCUACUAAGCUGACUCCCUGUGUCUGUGUACAAGUUUAGUACUCCCCUCCAGAGACCCCAGUGCAUGUGCAUUGUUGUAUACAUAAGGCUGUGUGCGCACCAUUAUGUGGGCCACAUAGCCAGGCCUCGGGCAAGCAGUGGGCUAAGCAAAUGCAGCAGGUGCUCAGUUGUGGGAGAUGCUGCCGUGUACUUGGUGGCUCACAUAUGUGCAGACAGUGCCAGAGCCCAGGCUGUGAUGGGCAUGAGUGCCAAGGAUCAGUAUGGUGGUGUGGUAUGAGGUGCCACUGAGUAUGGGCAUCUUUAGUGUCACUUGAAAUCAGCUUGAAAGAAUGUAACAUACAAAUUCUUAUUAAUAUUAACUGUCAACAAGAAACACCUGUCUUAUGAUGUGUGUCAUUUGAUUAAUAUGAGCAAGGUGAUGUCAAGUAACAUUAGAGACUGAUUUGCCUUGUGAAGAAAUGCCACCUCAGGAAGAUGCCAGACAGAGGCUCUCAAGCAAUGGCAGAGUGAGAGAAUGGCGUAAGUCGUGGUGGUGGGAGCAAGUGCCAUUUUUAGCUCAUAAGGUGGCGUGAGUGAAAGGUGUGCCGCUGCUAGCCAGCCACUUGGGGUCCGGGAGCUAACCUAGUCAUGUGGUGAGUGGGGGGUUGACGGACUUGCUGGGAAGAACACCGCUAUACAGGAGACAUACAGGCGGGAUGGAGAGAGAUUUGCGAGUUACUGAUGUGCUUGAAAAAUUAUAUCUUGAAAUGAUAUGUAGAGGAUAGUCUCAUUUUAUAGCUGAGGUGAAAUACAGAUGUGGCAGGAGUAUAAAUAUAUGGAAUGGACAUAGAUUUUGGUGAAUGAAAAGGAACCGAGAGCUAUUUGGAGUGACAGAAUGGAGGUCCUGCAUCCACAGAUUUGAAGGACAGUGCUGCAAAAUUAAAUCAAAACAUAUCCUUGAUCUUAAGUACAGUAAUGCCAAGAUGGAAAUUUUUUAUGGAGUAUCUGCAAGCACAAGGAGAAAGUCUUCAACCCAGGUUAACUCCUCCGUCAGUCUCCUGGAGUCUCCCUAUUGGCCGUCAUCAGAAUCGACUGCAGCUUUGUUUACUACACAUGGUCGAUGCCCCAGAUUAACUAUGCCAAAAUGCAGCCGACUCUCAUCACACACUUUGUAGAUUACAUAGUACACUUAUAUGGGUUCAACAGAGUUUUUAUGAUUUAAUACAUGAAUGACAAGUGGCUAGAUUUCCCCAAGUUGCAUGUAUGUAGGUAUGUAUCAAAGUUAAUAACAUUAAAAAUAUGUCCAUGUGUGCAAAGUUGUAGAAUACUUAUAUGUUUGAUUAGUGUUUCUAUGCGAUUCACAUUGAUGUGAUAAAUUUGAAUGAUGUGUGAUGGCUUCUUUUCAUCCAUUUCAAAAUGAAAACUAGUUAGGCAUGUAAAAAAAAUUAGAUUUUGUGAACUAAUAUUUUCUUUUAACUGCCAGUGGGAAUGAAUGGUUAUUAAUUGCCUAAUUCUGAGAGCAAAUAUUUUUCUUCUCUUCCUCCUUGUGAAGUCUCGAGCUAUAUAAUACUGUACGACUCUGUGAGUCCUAAGGCACACUAUAAAGAAUAUUAUUACUUGUCUAUUUUCUUGCAUUUUAGAGUCUAUUGUAAUGAUUAUCGUUAGUUUCUGUUGUUAUGGUCUGGCGCUCUGUUUAAGUAUCACACUAACCUUAGAGGAUUUCUUUUCAGGAUUUUUCCUAAAGAGCGUCUCAUUUGUUUAUAGUGCAAUAUUUUGAUGAAAGUGAGAGAGAGAUGCCCUGUGUCACUGUACUCUGCAAUGUUACAAGAAUAUGCAGCUCCAAAGUUUUCUGUCUUUAUGUAUAUAUAAACCUCAAAUUACAUCAUUACCAACUUUCUUAAGUAUCAAUUGUACUGAAAACAAGGCACAAUGUAAACUGAACAUUUGCCAAUAGGCAGAAAAUUCACUACAAGAAUUUGUUGGAUCUUACUAGAAAGGGGUAGUAUCUAGCGGUAGACAUUCAGUGUAUUGCCAGCCACAUGGAAACAGUUUUGCCUACAGAAUAUGAACUAGGGAUCUAAUAUUUGUACAGUUAUGAAUUUACAUUCAGUGUGUUUUUAUGCAAAAUGUCAUUUGUCAAGUCAUUGUAUAGAAGAAUAUUGGGUUAUGGAAACAUACCAUUGUAUAUUCAGUUUUUAGAAAUGAUAUUUAUUAAGGAAAGAUGGCCUAUUUUUUUUUUUUAAUCAUUAAAACAGAAACUGCUCAGUGGGCAGUUUUUGUGUGUUAUUAUUGUCAACAUGUUGUGUGUUAGGCACUUAUGUAUACCAUAUUUUUCAUGUGAAUUUUUGUCAUGUGAAAAAUUUUGCAAUGUUCAAUGAACAAGCAAGAACGAUGGAGAUUAGUUCCUUUUUUAUAAUGUGAGGGCCUUUUAACAGAUUAGUCUUGUAUCAUUUUAAUUUGCGUGACUCAAGCUUCUCUAAUUAUGAACCAAGUGCGCUGGGACGUCUUGUUGCAAGUCAAAUAGUUUUGAUUAUAAAAUGGAGUGUCUUCUCAAAUAAUUUAAAAACUACCAAAUAACAUUUUUUUUAUAUAUAUACAAGAUUAUUCUCUUCACAACAUAUAAGAAUUAGUGAUCGAGUUAGUAAUGGAUGAUGUGGACUGAUAGCUGGUUAAGAAAUCCUAAAUAGCCGUGUCUUGAGUGUUAUGUACAGUAAUACAUGGUGCUCUGAACUGCUCUUUGUGAAGAGUUAAACUAAUACCUUCCCCCACACUGACCUGGCUCUACUAAGGCUUUAUCUCUUUAAUGACGGGCAGUGUUGGGGCUGAUGUUGCCAUCAUUUACUGAGUGUAUGCAUCCCAAUUAGAGUAGAAAUAGUCAGAUAUUAACCCUAUCAAUAUUAUUACCAAAUUUUAACAAGCCUCAGAACUGUGAAUUUAAUUACUAUUUCCAAGUAUAGUAUCUUAGAAUAGCAACUUUAUAUCAAAAUUGUGUUGCUAGUCUGAGUUUACAAAAUAAUACCCAAAGCGAAAAUACUGUUUGGUACUUCAUUUAAGAGAAGAUCAAUGUUAAUUUAUCAUAAGCGAGAUACUUCAAGAAAUAUAGAAUGAAUGUUAAGCUUAUAUAAUGCUAAUUCAAGAAUGCAGCAGUGAAAGUAAGAUGAGCACAAAUUAUUUUCCCCCCUUAAAGCAAACUAUAGCCAGGCCUAUGAAUAUUGAUACCCUUACUGGCAUUGAACAGAAUAACAUUUGCUGCAAAACAAAAGCUUGUCAGUUGACCAUAUCAUUUAUGGGUCCUUGGGAUUCUGUUGAAUUUUCAUUUAACAAUAUUUUUAAUCUAAGACAACUUUUUCAAAGCUCAAUUUAAAUGUUUGACCUGUUAAUCAAUUAGGUUUUUGAAGCCGUAAUUGCAGAUUGUACAGUACAGUACCGGUAAAAGAUUGUUGGGGCAUGCAUCAUUUAAACAGCUGGCAAAUAACAGGGCAAGUUUAUGUAACAUGUUUGUCGGGGGAUUCUGGCAAUCUGAAUUGUUUUUGUGCGAGAUUGUACAAAGAAAUUUGUAAAAAUUAGGAUCUACGAAGAAUUUUUUUUUCAAUUGCACUUUUUCCACAAGUUUAUAUUUAAAAUAGGUAUUUUAAUAGUUUAAAACUUUGACUGCUGCAGUCAAAGUUAAAAUUGACAAGUAAUUUGAGCAAUUAGCUGUGGCAGUCAGAGAUUGAUGCACUACAUACAUUCCGCACACUGAGCCACAGAAACAUGGGCAUGUGAAUUUUCUUUCUUGUUACCUAUCACAGUGUUUUCCUUUAAUCACUGUAGAACUGAAUGACGCUCAUUGUGUAACUUGUGAAUUGGAGUGCAGAUAUGGAUACUUAAAAUUUAUUCUCAUAAAUACAGUAAUCGUAAGUAAAUUGUUAUAAGUGAAUUAAUCAUGGGCUUCUUACGUCUUCUUUUAGACUAGUUUGUAAGGCAGAGAGUUACUUUGAAAGACAAAACUCCAUUAGCUCUCGUAGAAAUUCUUACACAUCUGUUAUAAAAUUCACAUUUGCCCAAGCAAGCCUCUGCAAGCUGCGGUGAAAGGGAGUGAUGAUUGUUGAAGAAUUAUGGUAGUGAUGGUCAUUAUGAUGAUUCUUGAACGGAUAAACAAAACAGACUGAUAUGCGUUAGUGGGUUCCUCGAUGUUGACUGUAUGAAUUCCUCCGCUCCCUAAACAAGCGACGUACGCAGGGUCCCCUGUAAGAUGCCACAGAAAUAUCUUCUUUUCAAGGGCUAACUGCUGUAUGAUGUGUGAUUUUAGCAUUGAUUCAUCAUCCCCUAAUGAUUGUUACUAUAUAUAUGAUAUACAUCUCAGAACUGCUAGUAUCUAUUUUUCUUAAUCUCUAAUGUGCAUUAGUAUGUUUGUGUAUGAGUGUGCCCUUAGGAAUAUGUUUAUAUAAAAACUGUGGUUGGGACCUUGUAUAGGAAGCUUAAACCAGACUAUAUCCCAAUUGAGUAUUUAAUCUAUGUUCAGUGUUCAUAGUCCGAUUGCAUUGAGUUCAUAUUUUGUGAUUUGUAGUUGCCAAUUUUGAAUAAGACGUUAAUAAAUGAAACAUGUACUAAGA
Molecule: messenger RNA, 6294 nt
Organism: Procambarus clarkii (red swamp crayfish)
Lineage: Eukaryota; Metazoa; Arthropoda; Malacostraca; Decapoda; Cambaridae
Source: RefSeq, a predicted model, not a curated record